This is a messenger RNA of Peronospora matthiolae, 1137 nucleotides long. The record is from the annotation of a GenBank genome assembly. NCBI's taxonomy places the organism in Eukaryota, Oomycota, Peronosporomycetes, Peronosporales, Peronosporaceae.
AUGGUGCGCGUGCCCGGAUAUUCUGAGGCCUCUGGAUUUCACCGUGAGUCCACUGGCGAAGAUGUCAAGAUUAAGCAAGAACCUGGGAUUGAAGUGUCAGCGACAAAGGGAUCGACGCAGACACGCAGAAGCACAAGAUCCUCAGAUCAUCAGAGUUUUGGGAGGGGCUCUGAUGAAAUGAAAAUGAAAGAGGAAGAUCGAGAGAUCGAUCUGGAAGAUAAACCUCAAUUCCCUCCUAGGGUCCCUUCGGGGGCCACCGCAGAUCGCUCUGCAAAGCGCGAUCUGCUGGAUGAAAAUCCAAUGGUGAAAACCAAAUCGGCGAAAGCCAAACCCUAUAUCUUAGUCGAUAGAUCGCCCGACCUCAAGCCGAAGAGCACAAUCGCGAGAUCGACCACAUCAGAACGAUCCGCGACGAGAUCGGUGGGAUCAGAUGUCAAAGAUCGCCAGAUCGGCCGAACCGUGCAAUCGAAGAUCGGAGCCAAAGAGGAAUACGAUGAAACACCAGAUAAGAUCGCGAUGCCAAAGACGGAAUAUAACCCAAUAAAGAUCGCGUCCAGGGAGAAGGAGACGACGGGUGAAGCGCGGGAGCGUGCAAAAUGGCAGUACUAUUAUGGCCAGUUAAAGACGCUGCUCAAGACGGACCCAGUGUUCAAGAUGUUAAGGCCCAAGGUGAUUGGUCCUCUGGAUAAGCCGAUCUCGGUCCCACUUCACGGGACCAACAAAGUCGACGAGAUCAAUUUGAUUUUGCAGAUGUUGGACGACAUGGGUAUCUGCCCCGACGCUUUUGAUGGAGAUGAACUGCUGAGUUGCAGCUUGGAACAGUUGAAGGACGCGGCGAAUGAGUUUGUAGAGAUCAUGAUAAUGCUGGUGGGCAAAGCGAAUACUCCUGAAGACAAGAUCGGGACGCCCUCGGGCUCGCUCCGUAAACACCCCGCGGGAUCGCCCCGCUACGCCUCGGAUGACUCCGAGAGCGAGUCAGAUGGAUCCAUCAGCAUUCGUCAGAUGUCUCUAGGACCUUCGGGUGGAAGGUUCUUAAAGGACAAGAUCGGACAAGCCAAGAUCGACGCCUAUAAGGGACUGAUGAACUUUAGACUUCUUGGUCCGAGUGCAAAACGCAAAGUGAAUAUAUAUUUAUAA